AUCACGUUUAAUGUAACACUGUGUGCUCUAACAACUGACUUUCCCAUCUCCAUACAAAAGAUCAAGACAAGGCGUGUGAGAGAUCCCCAAGACGGUGAAUUAUCAAGCUCUAAAAUGUUUAUCCACCAACUUUAAUCCAAGCUACUUUCGAUACUUUUUUUUUUGUUUUGUUUUAAGACCACCCUGUCAUUCAAAUUUUGAGGAGAACCGUGAUCGUUAAAACACGCUCAUCCCUAUUUACUAUACAGAUUUUACGAGAAUUUUUUGUAGUUUUUAAAUGCGUCCCCGUUGGUUAAAACUUGUGGGUGUGCUGGCUGUUCUGGUGCUGUCUGCUGUGUUUUAUGGUCAAUACUACACAUCGCUGGUACCUGGAAGCAGUAUUCAUCGAACACGUGACGGUCCAGACUCCUCCAGCAAUGGUAGGCAGACGCACUUUUUCCAAAGCCAUGAGGAACAGGAGAGAAACCGUGAUUUAAAGCAGAAGGACAGGGCACCACCUCCUGCAAAGGAGGACACCCCUCUUGCUUGUCCCACGUCUCUGCAACUGCUUGCCAAGAAUGACUCUGUGUUUAGUAAAUUGUUCAAGUUUGACGUUCCGUUGCUUCUGUGGGACAGUCACAUGACUGAGAACAACUGGGAUGUCCUCAGCCAAAGACCAGUGCCAUAUGGCUGGAAGGAUCUGCCCCGUAAAGAUGUCAGCUCUACAUUAAAACUACUAAAUGACUCUGCAAACCAAAUAAUGUUUGACUUCAAGCCCCCCAAGGGCUGUGUGCGCUGUGCUGUGGUAGGAAAUGGUGGAAUCCUCAAUGGGUCACGGAAGGGGAAGGAAAUCGAUGAACAUGAUUAUGUGUUCAGGCUGAAUGGAGCAAUCAUAAAAGGUUUUGAAGAUGAUGUUGGGACAAAAACAUCAUUUUAUGGGUUCACAGUCAACACUAUGAAGAAUUCACUCAUUGCUUACCAGAUAUAUGGUUUUACCAAGACACCCAAAGGACAGGGAGUUCGUUACAUCUUCAUACCCUCUGACUUGCGGGAUUACGUCAUGUUGCGUUCAGGCAUUCUGGGUGUUUCAGUCCCAACUGGAUAUGACAAGGGGGACCGUCCAUCUGAUUACUUUGGUCUAGAGGCAUCUCCCAAACAAUUCAAACUGUUGCAUCCAGAAUUUCUGGCCUACACCAGGGAUAGAUUUCUGCCAUCAGAAAUAUUAAAGACUGAAUAUGCCAAUUUAUACAUGCCUAGCACUGGAGGCUUAAUGCUGCUGACUGCUCUACACAGCUGUGAUCAGGUCAGUGCUUAUGGUUUUAUCACUCACAAUUACCACCUUUUCUCAGAUCAUUAUUAUGAGAGAGAAAAGAAGAAACUCGAAUUCUAUGCCAAUCACGACAUGCUCAUGGAAAUGAAGCUGUGGGGUAAACUUCAUGAGAAGGGAAUAAUGAAACUCUACCGAAGGAGUUAGGACAAACGUUUCACAUUUUCGAGCCUCUAAGAUGUACCACCAUCACUCCAUAUUUUCUAUAAAUAUUUACUACACAGUACUCUAAGACUUAGAAAUUUGAGAAAUUCUUUCAAUGUGAAAUAUACCUUCUUCUUUGAAAUGUGAAAAAACUACCAAGAUUUAAGAUUUAUGGAAGUUGACUAUCAACUAGGAUAUUUUCUACUACUUUGGAGACAAUUGACUCUGAGCCUGAAGGAUGCCGUUUCAACUUUGAUUCAGAACCAGUUAAUUU
Messenger RNA from Pelobates fuscus (common spadefoot toad), 1724 nucleotides. RefSeq names its product ST6 N-acetylgalactosaminide alpha-2,6-sialyltransferase 2 (gene ST6GALNAC2). Gene Ontology annotation, molecular function: alpha-N-acetylgalactosaminide alpha-2,6-sialyltransferase activity. Bases 278 to 1453 code for a protein of 391 amino acids. The transcript is spliced from 10 exons. NCBI's taxonomy places the organism in Eukaryota, Metazoa, Chordata, Amphibia, Anura, Pelobatidae. Gene Ontology annotation, biological process: protein O-linked glycosylation. The record is from RefSeq and is a predicted model, not a curated record.